CUCCACUCAUUUACUGAGCCCAGCAUCGUACAACUCCACUAGUAGCAAGUAGCAACACUCUCACAGCUCGAGCCUAGAGCUAGUCCACCACCUGUCCACCUCUCGCAGCAAUGGACACGGGCAACGAGUAUAGCCUGACCCCGGCCUCCUCGUCGUCCUCGCAGGAGCUGGGGAUGCCGCUCUCGCCAACGUCGCCGACGCCGAAGCGCCCCGCCGGGCGCACCAAGUUCAAGGAGACCCGCCACCCGGUGUACCGCGGCGUGCGUCGCCGCGGCAGCAACGGGCGGUGGGUGUGCGAGGUUCGGGUGCCCAGCAGGCGCGGCGAGCGGCUCUGGCUCGGCACGCACGUCACCGCCGAGGCCGCCGCGCGAGCGCACGACGCCGCCAUGCUCGCGAUGCACGGCCCCUCCUCCGCCGCGUGCCUCAACUUCCCGGACUCCGCGUGGAUGCUCGACGUGCCGUCCAACCUCUCGGAUCUCGCCGAGGUCCGGCGCGCCGCCAUCGAGGCCGUCGUCAAGUUCCUGCGCCAGGAGGCCACGAAGACUGGCGGCGCGGCGGUGGCGGUCCCGGUCGACGGGGUCGCCUCCGCAGCGCUGGCCCCGUCGCCGUAUGCGGACAAUGCCGGCUCAUCGGCGACGUCCCAGCCUUCAGCAGCGUCUGAGGUGUCCGCCGCCCUCGGCAGCGACAUGCUCGAGCUCCACGUUUCCGGGGAAAUGGGCUUGGGCACCUACUACGCCGACCUUGCGGAGGGUUUGCUCCUCGAGCCGCCGCCUCCCGCUGCGACCUCGGAGCACGGAGGAGACGGCGGCGGACAUGAUGCCUCGCUAUGGAAAUGGAACCACUGAGACACCACCGACUAUCUCCGGCCAGCUCAACUAUUUAGUUUGCAUUAUUUCUUUAAUUUCAGCACAGUAUUAAUAAAGUUUAAGGAACACUUGAAGACAUCAAA
Messenger RNA from Lolium perenne, 949 nucleotides. RefSeq names its product dehydration-responsive element-binding protein 1H-like. The record is from RefSeq and is a predicted model, not a curated record. Gene Ontology annotation, biological process: regulation of DNA-templated transcription. NCBI's taxonomy places the organism in Eukaryota, Viridiplantae, Streptophyta, Magnoliopsida, Poales, Poaceae. Gene Ontology annotation, molecular function: DNA binding; DNA-binding transcription factor activity.